Messenger RNA from Stegostoma tigrinum, 2909 nucleotides. It is a transcript of the gene batf3, whose product is annotated as basic leucine zipper transcription factor, ATF-like 3. Gene Ontology annotation, biological process: regulation of transcription by RNA polymerase II. Gene Ontology annotation, molecular function: DNA-binding transcription factor activity, RNA polymerase II-specific; RNA polymerase II cis-regulatory region sequence-specific DNA binding. The coding region runs from base 210 to 602 and encodes 130 amino acids. The record is from RefSeq and is a predicted model, not a curated record. The transcript has 3 exons. NCBI's taxonomy places the organism in Eukaryota, Metazoa, Chordata, Chondrichthyes, Orectolobiformes, Stegostomatidae. Gene Ontology annotation, cellular component: nucleus.
GAAACUCUCAGAACUGCUUUUAGUGUUACAAUUGCAUCACAACACAAAAAAGAUUUCCUGAAUUCAAUGACAGGCAGCAGUACUCGCCUCUAGAUCUAAAGAGCAGUUCAAUGGGAAAUCCGGGCGUUUGAUAGCAAGCUACUCUCGAAUUUCCUUUUGCAUUCGGUUACUGCUGUCUGUCUGUGCACAUAUGUGCUCACUUGUGUGUCAUGUCUGAGGUAAACUCUCCAAGCUUAAUCGUGCAUAGUCCAGCGAACGACAGCUCCACAGACCGGGAAUCGCAGGACCUUGAAAGCGAUAACAAGAAACUCCGAAGAAGAGAGAAAAACCGAAUUGCCGCGCAAAGAAGUCGAAAGAAACAGACGCAGAAAGCAGAUAAACUACACGAGGAAUAUGAAAGAUUGGAACAGGAAAAUACUGCUCUAAAAAGGGAAAUAAGGAAACUUAGUGAAGAAGUGAAACAUUUAUCAGAAGCUUUGAAAGAUCAUGAACGCAUUUGUCCACUGAUACAGUGUGCCAUGAACUUUGUCACAAUGCCUAGGCCUCACUCAGAUGGACUUGCCAGCUGUUUAGCACGUCCUGGUCAAAGUGAAGUCUCUUAAGUGGCACUGAAAUUGCAAAAUUUAAUUUUAUCACAGAAGAUUCUGAUACAUUGUCAAAUGUUUGAAUGUGUUCGAUUUUUGUUUUGUAAAUAGAGAGUCGUGAGGACAUUAUUUAUGAGAUGUUGGCCCAUAUUAUGAACUGAUGCUGCUGUGGUCCUGUGCACUGUCAUGCCAAGUCUGAAGACAAAGGCACACUUAUAGUGACCUGAACAAUGUGCAGUACGGCGAGACUUGUGGAUGAGUACGACAAGAAGUCAGCAAAUCCGAAAAUGAUGUUGCAAGCAAUUCACUAUGUCUUUUAUGUAUCUCCAGAACAGUGUGGCAAGUUUCUCACUAGACACCAGUGGAUUGCUAAUUAAAGGGAUUGUUAAGUGCCUUGUUAUGCCACAAUUCACUUCAUUAAUAUUCAGCUUCGUCUCUUACCUAAAUACUUUGAACAAACUAGACAUCAAGUAUUUCACUAGGGAGGUCAGAAUGCAUAUUUGACAACUUCCGCUCGCUACUUGGUGACAAUAUCUCAGGGCACUCUCUUAAGCAUCCUAUAUCCACAGACAUUGGCAUCCAAUAGGUGCCAACCUCUAUGAAUCUUAAUGGCACACCUCCAACUCACUUAAAAGAUACUUCAACACUUCAGUGCUGCACCUCAAGUUGCAAUACUGCUACAGUGCAUUCAGGGAUUAGCAGCCAUCUCAUGGACCAGACGUGGCUGCAUCUCCGGACUGUGUGCUUGUUAUCACAGUGAUCACUUGCUCUGAGCCUCUCUGAAUGCUCUUGGCAUCCCAGACUUGCAUUGCUUUGCCUUCCCUUUUUGCACUCUGCCCUCUCAUCCAGAGAUACCAGGCUUAUGGUGCAUCUAUAUUGCCUUUCCACUUAGUGCAGACAGAAAGUCAGAAAAACUGUCAUGGAUAUCAGCAGUCCUCAGUUAAGACGAGGGUAGUAGCUUACAGGUACAGAUCCCUUCCCACAAUGUGGGUGCCCACCUUUCAUUGUCUACCAUGUCCAAGGUACACGCUAGGAACCAUGCAGGGCAGAUCGCACUUGCCACGCUUGUCCUGGUGCACAACAGCUUUUUAUCGACCCCCAGUGCCAGGGAUGCGAGUCAAUUCUGGGAUAUCCUGGGAGUGGCAAGUUGUUCUGUGAACUGUGCCAAGUAAGAUUGGGCUAGAAUUGGAUGAGAGGGACAUAAAAGGGGCAGUGUAGGUAGUUGAUGAGGCAAUUUUGGUAAGACAAGGGAAAAAAUUUUGCUAGAGUAUAGUGAAAAACGCACCAAAAAAAAUCUCAACACACUUGGUACUUUGCCAAAAAGUGUUACGUUCAGCCCAUAAAUUUUUCUUUAUUUUGCAUAUUGUUCAGGGAAUAUAUGUAUAAUGCUCCUCUGAAAUCAAAUGCUAUAAGAUUCUUAGCAGUUGGAUAGUCCUCGUAACUGAAACCUGGCAUGCAUCUUAACUUUAAACACAUCCGCACAAAGGCAGGCCAGGAGAAUAUAAUAUUUGGUUACACAAUUUAAUAAGCUUUGUCGUGAACAGUAAGAAAGUCAGCUUUUUGAGACAAACGUUCCGAAAUUUUGCAUUUGUUUAGUAAACCUUUGCAUCCCCAACACCUUGCCCCUACGCUGCCCUUUUAGCUGUAUUUUCAAUGUCAUAAGUUUUGAAACCAGCAAGUAGUAAACUUUGUUCUGUCCUUAAAUAAAAAUAAAACUGACCAAAUGAAUAGUUAUAUUUCUUGUGGCUACUCACUCCUGAGAUUUGAACUCUGUGGGAGUUUCAUUUCCUCUAAAAGGUGAAGAAAGCUCAACAUCAUAUCCUACACUAAAUGAAAAAAACAGCACGUAGCUAUGUCCACAAAACAAAAAAUAGCAAUUCUUCACCACAGUGAUAGGUUCUUGCAUCCAUUAAGAGAAAAUUCAGAUGAACUGUAAAGUAUUCAUACAAUAACAUUUUAGAAUCCAAAUGUUUGUCUGUGACGUAUUAUGAAGAUUCAUACACUUUUUUGUGGUUUCUGAAAGUAGCUAAUGGCUUAAUCUUUAGACAUGGUUAUUUUACGUCUCAAAUCUUGAAUCUCCAUGGUUUUUUGAUACUCCUUUUAAUUAUUGCUGUUCUGUGAUUGCUUUUGUUUUGAACAAUGAACGUGUGUCCUCUGUUAAAGACAGGUGAUCGGUAACCAUUGUGGUAGAUACAGUCUGUCUUAAUGUUAAUGAAUGCUUAACUGACGAACAGUACAUCUAGUGACUGAAAGUUAGACACGUUAAAAUUUCCGUUUCUUUUGCUUUUAUCGCACCUUCCCCAAAGCAUCAAGUCACUCACAUAC